CUUAAAGUUUGGCCCACAUGUGUAAAACAUGGCCUCGGCUAUGUCAAAAUUUAAGGGUACCGUUUUCUUAAUUGCGAAUGGUUCUAGGAACCUGGGAAGAACGUGUGCAGAAAACUUUGUGAAGAGAGGAGGGAGAGUUGUUUUAUGUGACACUGAUACUGAAGCUGGCGAAGAAAUACAAGAAAAUCUUGGUAGAAAAAACUGUUUCUUUUUUACUGCAGAUCUAACAAAAGCAGAUGAUGUUGAGAAGACCAUAAAUCUGACAGAAGAAAAGUUUGGGAAACUGGAUGUUACAAUCAACUGCCCUAGUUAUGCCAGGUCUAGCAAAAUUCAUAUCAGAAGUCAGAUAGAGAGAGAAAAAUCACAGGAAAACACACAAACUGUAACCUUUGAAGAAAAGUUAACAGAGGAAUUUAUGGAGAAACUUUUAAGGGAAAAUUUGACUAGUACAUUCAAUGUAUGUAGGCUAAGUGCAAGACUGAUGUCUAAAAAUAAACCUGAUGCAAAUGGACAGAGAGGAGUGAUCAUCAACAAAUCCCAUACUUUAGGAUUUGGGAGUUCCCUAGUUCCUUACACCAUGUCCCAGGCAGCCAUAAUAGGAAUGACACUCCCAAUGGCCAGGGAUUUUCAUGAUUUGGGAAUAAGGGUCAACAGUAUUGCAACAGGGUUUUUAGACUACCAAAUACCAGAGGAUUGGCCUAGGAGAAGAGAGGUCAAGUUUUGCAGUUUAAUGGCAUUUCCUCAUAAAAUUGGUUCCUCACAAACAUUCUACCACCUCUGUGAGAAAAUUAUUGACAAUCCUUACGUGAAUGGUGAAGUUAUCAAACUGGAUGCAGGGGUGCAAGCCGUUAUAUUGUGAUA
Saccostrea cuccullata (small rock oyster) is the source of this 861-nucleotide messenger RNA. Its product is annotated as 3-hydroxyacyl-CoA dehydrogenase type-2-like. The record is from RefSeq and is a predicted model, not a curated record. NCBI's taxonomy places the organism in Eukaryota, Metazoa, Mollusca, Bivalvia, Ostreida, Ostreidae. The transcript is spliced from 5 exons. The coding region runs from base 29 to 859 and encodes 276 amino acids.